AUGGGUGUUUGGCAAUGGUACAAAGGCCUUGCGCCCAAGACCAGGAUGAUCAUGGGUGUCGGCAUCAUGGCAUACGCAGGCUUUGGCCUCCUAAUAUCGGACGAGAUCGAACAACGCUUCGGAAUGACACCGACCGAACAAGACUACGAGGAAGUUCGCAGACUGGUGCCUAAGAUUAGCACCGUCGAGAAAGGCCAGCGUUGA
This is a messenger RNA of Macroventuria anomochaeta, 204 nucleotides long. RefSeq lists its product as uncharacterized. The record is from RefSeq and is a predicted model, not a curated record. The transcript has 2 exons. Bases 1 to 204 code for a protein of 67 amino acids. Lineage: Eukaryota; Fungi; Ascomycota; Dothideomycetes; Pleosporales; Didymellaceae.